AUGCAGCGCCCGCUGUGGCCUGGGGGCUUCCGGGGGCUCUGGCUGCUCCUCUGCUUCCUGCUGCUGAAGAGCCGUCCAGGGAGCGGCGGCGACGUUAGUGAUCACGAUGGUCAGGGCCAAGUGGGAGUGGGGCACCUCUGGACCCUCCAAGGAUUUACCACCCCAGUCUUCCAGCAGUUGCAAGUUGUACUCCAGCAGAUUAUGCCCCAAGGUUUGUUCUGGAAGGAUGACAUGACCCAGGAUGUGAUGACACAGAAGAUGGGGCACAUUGGCAAACUCCACCCCCAGGAUCCAUGUGUGAGGAUCGGGCAGGCAGCCUUUCCCACCAAAACCACCGGGGUGAGGUGUGGGCAAAAGCAAGGGGAGAAACUUCGACUCCUAUUCCGCAAGGGCCCAAUGGUCAAGGUGAACAGGGAUCAGUGCUUUACCUCCAAAGUGGUUUCGAAGGCCCUGAAACGAGAGGUGACCAACCCUGUCAAGGGCUUCUUUGAGUCUCCCCCGACUGUGGGCCACAACCUUGUCGCUGAUUGA
Molecule: messenger RNA, 531 nt
Organism: Physeter macrocephalus (sperm whale)
Lineage: Eukaryota; Metazoa; Chordata; Mammalia; Artiodactyla; Physeteridae
Gene: RESP18
Product: regulated endocrine specific protein 18
Exons: 6
Coding region: 1-531 (176 amino acids)
Cellular component (GO): endoplasmic reticulum
Source: RefSeq, a predicted model, not a curated record